CUUCUUCUUCCUCCUAACGGUGCAGAUCUCUGAUCCCAAUCUUACAUCAUUAAUCUCUUCUUGAUUAGUGAUUUGAUAGAUCACACCUGGAAUCAUGUUAAAAUCUUUACACACAUUUUCUCAUUUCUACAUUUUAGCUCUUCUAGGUCUCAAUUUUUUUUGAUGAAGAUUUCUAUGAGUUUGGUGUAUAAUGAAUUAGAGAGUGAUGUUAUAUAAUGUCUUCUUGGGUUCUGAUGUUCUAUAGAAUGAACUGUUGUCUUGUUUGUUUGGUUUGUAGUUUUAAUGGAAGCGUUACUUACUUCAAGGGUUGUUCCAGUUCAAGUUCCAUUUAGAAAGCUCUCAUCUUUUUCUGCUGAUUUGUCUUGCCUUGAGUUAAGGAGAUAUCCUUGUAGAAGAGGCAGUGUCUCGAUCAUGAACCAUCCUUUGGUUCAUCCAGUGACUGCUUCUGUGCAGCCGCUGAGGGUGUCGGCUUUGGGGCAUGAAGGCAACACUGUUCCUUCUAAAGAGAUUCUUGAUCUUUGGAGAAAUGUGGAAGCUGUAUGCUUCGAUGUAGAUAGCACGGUUUGUGUGGAUGAAGGUAUUGAUGAGCUUGCAGAGUUUUGUGGAGCUGGAAAGGCUGUUGCUGAAUGGACUGCCAGAGCAAUGGGUGGAUCCGUUCCAUUUGAAGAAGCUCUAGCUGCAAGGCUUUCUUUGUUCAAGCCUUCUCUUUCCAAAGUUGAUGAAUAUCUCCAAAAGACACCCCCAAGGCUAUCCCCUGGCAUUGAAGAGUUGGUCAAAAAGCUCAGAGCCAAUAAAAUUGAUGUCUAUUUGAUAUCUGGAGGCUUUCGACAGAUGAUCAAUCCUGUAGCAUCGAUUCUUGGCAUUCCUAGAGAGAAUAUCUUUGCCAACAAUCUUCUAUUUGGAAAUUCCGGCGAGUUUGUGGGCUUUGAUGAGAAUGAACCUACAUCAAGAAGUGGAGGCAAAGCCAAGGCAGUGCAACAUAUACGAAAGGGUCGUCUCUACAAGACUAUGGCCAUGAUUGGAGACGGAGCUACUGAUCUCGAAGCACGUAAACCUGGUGGCGCGGAUAUGUUCAUAUGCUACGCUGGAGUUCAGCUUCGUGAAGCUGUUGCAGCAGAAGCAGAUUGGCUUAUCUUCAAUUUUGAACCUCUCAUUAACUCAUUGAACUAA
Eruca vesicaria subsp. sativa (arugula) is the source of this 1170-nucleotide messenger RNA. Lineage: Eukaryota; Viridiplantae; Streptophyta; Magnoliopsida; Brassicales; Brassicaceae. The record is from the annotation of a GenBank genome assembly.